ACUUUGAAAAGCUGAUCCGGAUGUGUGUGCUCUCCUCUCAGUAACUUCAUUUUAGUAAAACUAGCUCCUCAUGAUUAGCCACGUCAUGUAAACUUAGCAGUGGAGCAUUUCUGGUUUAAGAGCAACGAGGGGUCGCGUUUUUGGGGGGAUAUUAGUUAAUUCUAAAGCGUAUUUCAGGGUUAUAAUCUAUCAGAAACCCUAUGGAAAGAUGUCAGACAUCGGCGACUGGUUCAGAAGCAUCCCGUUCAUCACCCGGUCCUGGUUUGCUGCCUCGAUCGCUAUUCCCUUUAUAGGGAAAUUUGGGCUGGUUGAUCCCAGGAACCUCUUGCUGGCGCCGGAGUUAUUCUUUAACAGAUUUCAUCUCUGGAGACCAGUGACAGCCACCCUAUAUUUCCCAGUAUACCCUAAUACUGGGUUUCUGUACCUUGUCAACCUGUAUUUCCUCUACCACUACUCCAGUCGGCUAGAGACAGGGGCGUUCGAUGGCAAACCCGCAGAUUACAUCUUCAUGCUCGUCUUCAACUGGCUCUGCAUUGUUAUAACUGGGCUGCUGAUGAACAUGCAGUUGCUGAUGAUCCCGUUGAUCAUGUCAGUACUGUACAUCUGGGCUCAGUUCAACAAAGACACGAUUGUGUCCUUCUGGUUCGGAACAAGAUUCAAGGCACAUUAUCUACCUUGGGUCAUCCUGUUCUUCAACUUCAUCAUCGGAGGCUCUUUUGUGGAUGAACUGGUCGGGAACCUGGUGGGUCACCUGUACUUCUUUCUCAUGUUCAAAUACCCCAUGGACCUGGGAGGACGCUCGUUCCUCACCACACCAGAGUUCUUGUAUCGGUUCUUCCCUAACAGGAGGGGAGGGGUGUCGGGCUUUGGAGCUCCUCCAAGCAGGAGACCAGCUGCCCAGGAGCAAGCGGGCGGAGGAGGAGGAGGAGGAGGAGGACGCCACAACUGGGGCCAAGGCUUUCGUCUGGGGGGUGAAUGAGAGGAGGAGAAAGCUACGCCCCCACCCUGUUUGCUCCCGAUACAAAUGGCUGUGCAGUUGAUAUUUCAGGUUAAAAUGCUUGCUGCUUCACAUUCUUCCCUGUUUGAGGGAAUUAAAAACCCUGACUUUAAUUUGACUGACUUUAAUUCACAUUCACGUUUCGUUUUAAAGGAUACAACAAGAUGAAAUUUGAGGAAGCAUGCAUUUUAACCACUAAAGCACAGCAGGACUCAAGAGCCUGGCUCAAGUCACCAAGUAAAGCCAGCUAUACUAUUACUACUACUGUCCAUGUGAAGCAGAUAGAAGGAAAUAAGAAUAAACAGAUUUUUUUUUUUUUAAUGCGAUGAUUCUUGAGCUUUCCCCUUUUUCUUUCUGUCUUCUCCUCCAGCUACCCUUCCCCUUUUUUUUCCCCGCACCCUGCCAUUGGACUGUCAAGGCAGGAGAUGCUGCAGCUGCACACCAGCACUCUGUUGGUUUCAGCUCUUGUGUUCCUUUCCCUCCUUUCUCUCUCUCUCUCUCUCUCUCUUUGAGGCCGUAUCAGAUUACUUUGUAAUUACCAACGUACUGGGAGUGUGCUCUCAGACAUCCCUCUGCAGAACAUGGGCAAAGCUAUUUAGAGAGCGCUGUUUCCAGGUCUGAAUUUACAUGGGUGUAAAAUGUUUUCUAAGCCUCUGUGGCGCAGACCUCAUCUUUCUGUCCUAUGAUCUGAUCUUCAACAAAAUGAGGUAAAGAUGGGGUUUAGCUCCUUUUUGUUUUUGUAAAUAUAACAAUUGUUUAUUGAAAGGA
Thunnus maccoyii (southern bluefin tuna) is the source of this 1765-nucleotide messenger RNA. It is a transcript of the gene derl1, whose product is annotated as derlin 1. NCBI's taxonomy places the organism in Eukaryota, Metazoa, Chordata, Actinopteri, Scombriformes, Scombridae. Gene Ontology annotation, biological process: endoplasmic reticulum unfolded protein response. Gene Ontology annotation, cellular component: Hrd1p ubiquitin ligase ERAD-L complex; endoplasmic reticulum membrane. Bases 209 to 979 code for a protein of 256 amino acids. The transcript has 8 exons. Gene Ontology annotation, molecular function: ubiquitin-specific protease binding; misfolded protein binding. The record is from RefSeq and is a predicted model, not a curated record.